Molecule: messenger RNA, 408 nt
Organism: Copidosoma floridanum
Lineage: Eukaryota; Metazoa; Arthropoda; Insecta; Hymenoptera; Encyrtidae
Gene: Dscam2
Product: Down syndrome cell adhesion molecule 2
Biological process (GO): dendrite self-avoidance; homophilic cell-cell adhesion; axon guidance
Cellular component (GO): axon; plasma membrane
Molecular function (GO): cell-cell adhesion mediator activity
Source: RefSeq, a predicted model, not a curated record
UUCGAGCCGUCUCGGAUUUCAUGUAUCACGGCACGUCGAGCACUUCCUCGGACAUCUCACCAAUGUCAGAGCAAAAGUCGCUGCCGCGAAGAGGUCGCUCGAGAUGGCACGUGCCGAGCAGGAUACUGCCGCCAAUCUCGGUAGCGGAGACGGCCUUCGGCGCCGGCCAGUCGUCCCAGCAGCAGCGAGAACUCGGCCACCACCACCACCAACAGCAGGAGGGAACCAACACCGCCACGUCCAGCGAACUCAACGACGUCGACUCCCUGAAGAAGCUCAAGCUCGGCCUGAGGAGCUCCCUAUGGUCGAGGCCGGCCGGCCAACAGGCCAACCCCAACCCAUCCUCCGACUACUCCAUCGCCGUCUAGCUUCGUCCCCCCUCCCGCCGGCCCCUCCCCCGCCCGCGAC